Messenger RNA from Xyrichtys novacula (pearly razorfish), 28078 nucleotides. The record is from the annotation of a GenBank genome assembly. Lineage: Eukaryota; Metazoa; Chordata; Actinopteri; Labriformes; Labridae.
GACGUCACACGGGCCAGCGCCCCUGCGCACCGCACAAGUCGGAGCACGCGCUCACCACCAAACGAAGAGGAGGAGAGGGAGCUUGAGACGUCAGUUGAACAUGGCGUUGAGCUGGAGAGCUGUCAGCGGUCUACAGAGCAAAACAACCACAUUUACGAUCUCCGCCUUCGUCUAAAAGUCUCUAACGGAUUAGAGUUUUAAUCGACACGGAUUCAGGAAGCUAUUUAAAUUGCAGCUGAUAAUUUUUCUGCCACUUUUGGGACUCUGAAAGGAGGAACGGUUGACAGCCUUACGGUGCGGGAGGCGUAGCUAUCGUGUAAUUAACCUGGACAGCUUGACCACAAUAUGUGUGUCAACCUGUAAAGCUAACUGACGCUAACUGGGUAUCGAUCCCGACAGACCCUGCAGCUAUUUGGGUUAACUCGUCAUGUGCUCAGACGUAUUAGUCGGUCAAUAAUAACAGCAUGAUCCAGUGAACUGUUGCACCUUUAGAUUUAAGUACAGAUAGUUCAGCUAGGUGACACCAUUAGGUUUAUUUUGUUUGGUAAAGUCUCAGCCUGUAAAGCGUUGAGGAGAUGUCUGACAAUCAGAGCUGGAACUCUUCUGGUUCCGAAGAGGACAUCGAACCCAGAGAGGAGUCCGGACAUCUGGUUGGUGUCGUCGACUUAAGCGGAGUCCUCAGUAAGGUAAGUAAGGCUGUGGAUGAGCUCCCAGUUUACUAACCCAGCUUGAUGCAUGUCCCAGUCUCUAUCUGUUUUAUGUUUACGGAGGGAUCAGUCAGUCUGUCAACAUUAGAACUCAGGCAUAUGAGAAAUUCCCACUGAAGCAAAUGAGAAAUAAAGUAGCUGUAAUCAUGUUAAAUUAACCCUUCAUUAAACUGUAGAGGCAGGUGUGGCAGCAACACAGGAAAAAAUAUUUAAAACUCAGUAAGUAGAGGUAGAAAUAAAAAAUAAAUGAGAGGGGUAUGCAACUGAUAUAACAAUAAGCAAAAUGAUCAUGACGGUAGAAGUGACACAGUAUAAUUGUGCAAAUUAAUAAAGUACAGCAUGAGGUAUAAGUAUAAUAUCAGGUUUUCAGAUUCCUAAAAUAAAAGCUAGAGUCAUCUCCAGCUCAGAGGCUAAUAUGUGAUUAAAAUACUCACUGUUAUUAUCUGAAAGAAAAUGAUGGACCAUUUGGGGAUUCAUGUAUUUUGAUAAGGUAGCUAUUAGGAUGUAAUAAACUGUGGUGCAUGUUGACUAAUACAGUUAGGUAGCAACUGGUUAAUUCUUAAACCCGUGUCAACCUAGUAAACAUAGAUGUCUGUAAGAAUAGGAUAGGAUAGUAGGAAGAACAUAACAGUUAUCCUCUCAUUAAGGCUGUAUGUCAUCAUUUUAUGUACUCACAUGUAUUUUUGUGAAUUUGUUCCUUUACCCAUGAGAACACUGAGCGGCCCAUAAUAACUGACUCCUUUGGUACUCACAUUCCCAUUGUUUAAGUUUCCUCUUAUCUUAUCAUAACUGUUUCUGAACUCAUCGUAUCAUACUCAGACCAAAGAGCCACAGUAAUAAUCAGCUCAUACCAACAUGACAUCUCGUAACAAAAACCCUGUAACAUCUAACUGUAUGUUUGGGUAGCCAUAUGCUGAUAUCAGAUCAGAUCAAAUUCCUCUAUUACUUAUCUUGAAGUACCAACUCUGUAGAUAAACAAGCCUAAUAUGAUUGAGAUGUCAAUCUUGCUUUCCUGUAUGUCUUCAUAUGUAAAAGAAUUUCCAUUUUUUACUACAUAAUGAAAAACGGGGACACUUACGGGGAUGGCUUUAGCUUGGGACAGGCUAUCAGAAACAGGGUCUGCCUCCAGAUAAUGUGGACAUCUGGUCACCCGAGAUUUAAGACAUAGAAAGGUUGGAAUAUAGAGAAACUAAGAGAUAUGGUUGUAUCAUAUAACACAUAAUAAUAUGGAAGAGAGCGCAGCUAGCCUUGUUGGGUCAUUGAUAAUUCUUCUAUAGUCUGCGGUUAUCUUAUAAUGGUAAUGAAACUCAAAAGUAAUGCAUUCAUUACAGGUGUAGUUUAUGACACAGUAAUGUAAUGCAACAAUUUUUAAAAACCGUUUAGUGAUUUUUUCAUUUCCAUGACAUUGGAAAGUUGUGAAGAAUUUUGCAGCCAGUGGAAAUACUGGUGGAAAUAUAAUAACCCUUUCAACCAUGGCAGAUUAUUCUUCUGUUUAAGUUCUUUAUUUGGUAAAGACGUGUAAAUACAUGUCCACAAAAUAACGCCUGAGGUUAAACAACAUGAGGGAAGCAUGGUUUCAUGGUACAGUGCUAAGAAAUGGGAAAACUAGGACAAGAAGCUGCUGUGAGUAUUAUACUCCACUUGUCAAGUUUUUACCAUUUUGCAACUUUUGUGAGUUUCUUGAAGAAAUAGUCAGUGACCUGCCACAUUGGCCACUAAAAAACUAACAAAGCACUCUGAGGAGCUUUUAAGUGGUGAUAAAAUGCCUCUUUAGGACCAUCCAAGUCAAAAAGACCAUCAGGCACAAGGCCAAUAAUUUCUCUGUUGUGAUUUUUAAUGUCUGAAAACUGCUGUGAGGGGACAAGAGUCAGAACAGAUGAUUGAUGGCAUGCAGAAGAAACUGGUUUUUCACUUUUUCCUUGGCUAGCACUCAAUAAAAGGCAACAAGAUGAGGUUCUGGUCUGAAACCAAAAGUUCCUCAUAAGACUUAUUUUUGUCAGUAUUUCCAUGUCAUAAUGGGAGUGAGUGAAAGAGCUGACUCUGUCAUUUCUGACUCCUGAGUAGUUAAUUUUUGUUGCUUCACUUUAAGACAUUUCUCCUCUGAUGGUUGUGGAUACAGCAGAUGGUGUUUCUGUUACAAACAGUGUCCAGUGACUCUCUCAACAUUGUUUUAAACACCAGGAUGCUCUUUUACAUGUAAACUAAGAGCGCUGUAUAAAAACACUGCCAGCUUUUGUUAACGUGUUCUGUUUUUCCUCGGUAAACAGACAGUUAAGAAGUGUUGAUAACAUAUGUGGCUGUUUGCUUGUUCAAGUCUUUGUUUGGGACAAAUUGCCCAGAGUUGAAAUGAGUUAAGCUGCUGUUGGCGAGCUGGUGUGGUAUUAAUCUCACUGUACUCUGGCUGCCUGUAAACAGAUUGCAAGCUGACCCGCUAACCAGGCAUAUUGCGAGAUUAAGCAGAUCUGUUUCGAGAAAAGCUCACCUGUUCAAUCAUACUAAGCCAAUACACGUCAGAGUUCCUGUGUGGAUUAAUGAGUGUGCACCUUACGUAAAAUCCUGCGUGUGUCAGGUUUUUCCCUAAAGUGAAGGGUUAUCAAGUUUGACAGUAUGUUUAGUGUUUACUUUACUACGACUCUCCAGUGUAAAAACACAACAAGACUCUCCUCAAACAAUGACUUUUUGCUUUAUUUGUGUCACUUGGUUUUAAGACCUUUUUUAUUUUAUGAGUUAAAAUGUAAGCACGCUUAAUUUUCUUGCUCUUUAACAUAAAAAGACAUUAGUAAUCAUGUUUUAUUUACUUUUCAGUGGACAAAUUACAUCCAUGGAUGGCAGGAUCGCUGGGUAGUCCUGAAGAACAACACACUGAGCUAUUACAAGUCCCAAGAUGAGACAGAGUACGGCUGCCGGGGAUCCCUCUGCCUUAGCAAAGCUGUGAUUACUGUGAGUACUGUUGUAAUUCUUCACUAUAAAGCAGCACUUUUCCUCUCAGUCCUGUAAUUGUGCAUCAGGACUUAUUUGAUGCACGUUCUGUGUUCUUGAACGCAGCCUCAUCUGCCCUUUCACAAUGUCUCCCAAGAAUAAACACUGCGCUUGCUUGGAUAGAGGAACUAUCAAACAGAGCAGUAAACGGUCAAGCUUACUUCAGCACACACCCAACCGCUACUCAGGACUUAAGAGGAGACUUGUGUUUAUUUUAUUUAAAUGUUUAUUUAGAUAGUAAGUGGUGGUUACAAACUACCUCUGUCUUCUUCUCACUUCACCUGCUGCUCAAGGUGAUUCUUUCCUGCUCUGUCCUAACCUCACACUUUGACAAAACCAAACAGCCUCAGACAGAGCUGAACCAUCAUGACAUCCGCAGUGAGUAUAUUUCUAACAAAACAAUGGUGCGCAGCUCUGCUUUUGAAUGGAUUAGUAUGAAUUUGUAUAUAUUUUAAUGUAGUUUUGACCGUCUUGUUGGUGAACCAGCUGUAAAAGGAGGGGAACUUCUAAUAAUGUCAGCAGCAAUUUAGAGGAGUAAUGAUGACUACAGAGUUUUUGUAAUUUUGUUUUUAGAUGAAAUGUAGAAUAAAUUUAGAUACAUUUUAAGCAAUUCAAAACUUAUUCAUUGUAGUUCAAUUUAGUGCCCUCAGUUGUACAAGAGUUAUGACAUUUUCACCUCAAGAAUAUGUUAUUUUAAUUUACCAAUCCUCAACACUCCCAAAUUUGCAAGGGAUUUUUCCUCUGUAUGCAGUUACAGUACCGCGCUCUUACUUGUAAUCUUUUCUGACGUGAUUUGCAUUCACACAGCGUAAAUCUGUGUUUGUGUUAAGUGAGUGACACUUUUGUUUAGACAUUUUAAUACAUAUUUGACAUUUCUCCACAAUUACAGGACUGAACAUGUUAGCACCCUUUGAGAGGCAUUAGCUCAUCCGUUGUUUUUGGAUUCACCAUAAAUCUUGGUUUUAAAAAUGUCUGAGCAUUUUCGGAGGGUUGCUUAAGAUGGUUGUUGCUGCAGGUUUUUCUGCGUCUUUCUCUUUAUUUAUGGGGGAUGGUAACCUCCCCAAAGAACCACUACAGUUCAUGAGUCACUGUAUACUUAUUUUUAACACAAUAUCAAUAUUUCUUUAUAAAGGGGGGGUCGUAGUUAAAAAAAUGUGUAUUGCCUGACUAAUGCUUUGUUUUUGUUGAUGAAAGCUUGUAGACAACCACAGUGCAGAGAUUCACCCUUGUUUGACUGGUUAUUUAAAAAUAUUCAACAUCUCUUCACUUGCUAAAUCACAGCAGGAACCUUCAAAAAGAGGAAAAUAUUAUUUCUGGGUUGUUUCAGUUGUACAGCCUCUAAUGCUUAGUGCAGUUUUAAUCUUUGCCGGCUCAGGUUUCCAAUCUUACUCAUCUGAAAAGUCUGAUUUUCAUGUGUGGAAUUUCUUGGCUUGUUCUGUUUCUGCUUCCAUGGGCGGUCUCCCCCGACUCCCUCACUUUCUCCCUUAACCUUUAACACAGUUAUGAGUUUCACAUACGUUAUAUUUGAUGUGUUUCAGAUGUCAGGCAUCCAUCCACCAUAUGUUUCUCUUAAAUUCAUGAAAGGAAGGCACCGCUCCUUCCUGGAUCCACAUGCAGGCCUGAGGCUUGUUUGCAAUUAUAAUCAGACGAGGAGCUUUACCCUGGAGUUUCUCAAACUUGUUCUUCUACUCUACGAUAUCACUCUUUUUUCAUUUUCAAACAAAGAUCUCCUGAUUAUGUCCCAAGAUAUGCUGAAGGGUAACUCGCCUAUCAGGUGACUGUUGUGUUUCAACACAUCGUACAAUGUGGCAACACUUGACUGGAACCACCAUCAUCAUGAGACGAGUAACGCUGCGUCACUGUGUAGGAUUGUAGCAAAGAUCAAGUAAUGCAAUAUAACAUUGAAUUAAAGGAUCUAAUGGCUUUUAAACUAAAACCCUUUUUAAGUCUUAAAAGAGCUUCCACACUUGGUUAAGCUCGUAAGCAUGGGCGCUGUUUCACCGUAUUGCUUCAGUCUUAACUCCGGUCAGUGUUUGACUGGAUCCCGCCUGCAGGUCUCUCUGAAACAGUAACGAGGGAAAUGAAUAAGUGACUGUUCCUGGCAGCAUAAAGCAGGUUUUGCUAUUAGCUGUAUUUGUUCAGCUUCAUCCAUUCCCAGCCUAUGUAAAUAUUAACCUCCGUGUUGGGAUCUUCUGCACUCAUUUCUCAUUCCAACGGGAAUGUGCGUCACAAAAUGUGGGCAUAAAUAAUGAGGCGCUAUAGACAGAGAUGUUCAUGCACAGACAGUUAUUGCCUUUUUUGAACAUUUUUUUCUCUUUUGUUUUGCCAGUAAUUCUUCCUUUAAGUGCUCCUCCUGACUCCCACAUUUAUUCCUGAGAAGAAGAAAGUACAGUAUGUUCUCAGCAGAACUGAGGCUUGUAAUAUGUCCACAUGUAUUUAAAGUUAUUUGCAAAGGGUUAGCAAUUUUUACAAUAUUUAUAGAAAUUCUCUGAAAUCUGUGUCCAUACUUUGUACCAGCUUAAUGAAGACAAUCCCCUUGCUCUUUUUCAUUUGUUCAGUUUGGAGGUUUCUUACUUUCCUGUGCACCACACUACUGGAAUAAUCAUAAAUUAUGGUAGAUUAGGCCUCCGGUGAUGUUCUUAAUAAUUGGGAUUUUCUUUUAUUAAAUAUUAUAACACUCCCAGGGUGACGAACAACACUGCAGCCUCCAUAGCUUAGUUGUACACCCACCAAAUGUAAUCUAGAUCUGCUAAGGGUUUUCUUUAAGAUUACUUGCUUGCAAAAAUUAUAGUUAAAUGCAGCUAGCAAGUAGGGCUGCACAAUUACUCGAUUUUAAAUCAUAAUCAGAUUAUUUAAUUUUGACGAUGCUAAAAAAAUGAAAAUUUUCAAAUAAAUUUUCCUCACUAUCACAUCUCGCAUUGCCAGGCCACCGUAGGCUCCCCCUUCCUGCAGCAGCGCUCCCAGUUCCCACACCCACCUGUUUAAAAAAAAACAUGGCAUUUGCAAAAGAAGGCGAUAAUUUCGUGGCUUAAGGUCCUUACACACCGGGACUGACGCAAAUAUACAACGCGAAAUUUCGAAAUAUUCUGAGGCGAAUUUUGACGCACCUGACUAUACACAUCAAGCCUGAUACGAUUUUGCGACUUUCUGGGGGGGGAAAAAAAGACGCCUCCCGGGUGGAAGCGAGAAGACUGACACAAAACCAGAUUGACUGUUUUCAGUUCUGAUUAGACACUAGUGUUGAGAUGGCUGUCUGUCAUGAUAGCAUGUACUGAAUCGGGGCCAGUACCAGAUAAGCACAUUAAAUUAUAAUCCAUAAACAUAAGGUAACAACCAAGACCUAAUGGUGCUGUGACAGCAACGCUGUGAUUGAGUUUGAGACAAUGAAAAUACAUAUGGUAUGUUUUAUCUGAACAGGUUAGCAUACGGGCUAAAGUUACUUAGCAAAGAUGAAAGUUAAAACAAAGAAACAAAGACAUUUAGCAAACUGUUAAAGCACACAAACCAUCGUCAAAUGAGAAAUCCGACGCCAUGACUCUCCACAAGUUGUCCUUCAGGUCGUUAUCUUUGUAAUGUUUGUAAAUGUUUCCUGCUGCAAAGUCUGUCUGAGGGUGGUAUCAAGCCGUCCACUCGGAAACGAAUUUAGGAGUAAUCGCAAAAGUUUUUUGUCACAUCGGCGUUUCAGGUGACUGUAAACUGUACUUUUUGAAAACAGAUCAGAAAGCAGCCCUACUAGCAAGUAUUUGACAUUUUGCAACAGACCCUUUACUCAAAUAGUUCAGUUAGUAUUCAGACACUUGAGGCAGUUAUUUGUCUUAUGCAGCUUUAAUGUCAGCAUGGUGUUAAUGCUCCGUCAAAGUUUCACAGCUACAUGCACACAUUUCAGUCAGGACACUUAAGGUGAGAAAUUUGGUUAGAACUGACAAGUUAGGUGUGAUCGUGACAUUUUAACCUCAGCGAGACUGAUGCACUUAGAUUAGCAGUUGGAGGAUUGACUUUCUUUUGCACGUAAACGCCUCAGUUGAUCUGGAAGUUCUUUGCAGGCUCCACAAUUCUCACACAUGGCUUUGACUUUGAAACCAAACUAUAUAAAUACAGAGAAGGGCUGAGUCGUAAACAAAACCCCUGCAGAAGAAGAAAAAGAAGACAGGAAGUUAUCAACAUGGCGUAGAAUUAAGUGUAGAGUACUUAAAAGGUGCAGACGUUAUGAGAGCUUUUAAGUUUUUUAAUCAGCUAGAUCACACGACAGAAACAAAUACAGCUUCAAAUUUCAACAGAUUGGGAGCAGCAUCUGUGUGCUCCUCCACUAAAGGCCUUUAUUCAUUGCACAGCUGAUGGAUGAAAUUGCACCCUCCAUCUGUUAGCAACAAUAGUAUAGAUCAUUUACAGGCAUCCUCUUUGUAUAUUCACUUCAUUAAAGGGAACCUAAUGACAAUAUUGAAUAGCUUUUACCAUUUAGAGGAACAAACAACCCCUCUGUGAGUUAACAGGGACGAGGAGAAUCGAUGUUAGUGUUACAUUAACAUCAAAGAAGUUUAAUCAGUGUACAAAAUAAUGACUAAUUUUACUUUUACAGCAAGUUUUCACAUGAUUUUUCAGUUUCUUUUAAGUCAACCUUAUCCUUCCCUCCUUAAAAUAGAAGCUUAAUGUGUUUACUUGAAUGAGCAGCUGAUCAUCAGCUUGUAUUACCCACUUUUCACCCUGUUUGGCUGAUACAACACAAACAACACAUGGUUUUCUCGCUGAGUGUUAGGCGUGCACAACUAUCAGUCCCCAUGAAACAGCUAACAGAAAGCUGUUUGGUCCUGCAUCACAGUCUGGUGGCUUCUCUAGCUCUUGUGUCUUAAGAUUGGUAGUAAAAAAAAAAACAAUGACUAACACUCUGAGAAUUUUUGGCAUGGAUGAAAUAUUGAUCGUUGCUCAAUCUUGGCCAGAUGCUUCAGGAAGGCACUUCAUUGGAUGCAAAAUUAGAACUCAGUGAGUCAACGUUGUUAAAAAGAGAUUUCAGGAAAUGACUCACUAAAUAUUAAGAACACUCUUUCCUUUUUUGUUUUACACCCUAGAGGAGACAUUAGUUGCGUAAGAAAUAGCCUUCCCCUUCCUUGAACCCUUCCUUAUCAUCCAACAAAGGUCACUCUGCUGUUUCCUUGUUUUUGGUUUGACACCUUUACAGUUGUGACCUAGAAACACACUAAAACAAACAAAUGUUGACUUUGACGCAGCAUCAUCCUGUUAUUUCAGUUCUGUGGUGCAGAUUGUCUGUAUUAGCCGGCCUCUAAACACUACUUUUGCAGCCAUACCUUCACAGUCUGAGAACCACUGUGGCCAUUUUUAGCUCCACGGUCGGUUAAAAGGAGCACACUGGCCUACUUGUGAUUCCCUCUCUCUGUGGGAUGAGUGAGUAGAGCAGACUGAAUCUGUAGUAGUCAGCUGCUUGAUUGUUGAGAGUUCUCCACAGCGGCGACAAUGGAUGUGAUAAUUCGACCUUUUCCUCAUCAGCUCUGUCACAAGAGAAACGGGGAAAAGGGUCAGAGAGAAGGUCAAGUGGAAGUUUGUGAGAUUGACGUCAGGCUUAGUGGAAAUUGCAAAGUGUCCUCACUGAGGAAAUGAGACUCUUCCUCAUAGCAUGCAACUUCCUCUACUAAAGGGGGUCAUGAGGAGGGUCAAGAACCAUAUAUUCGCCUUCGGGGUUAUCUGUCUGUGUGUGUGUAUGGAAAUGACACAGUGCUGCUUUUACGUUCCCUUCCCUUUCCUUUAGUUUCACCCUGACUGAGAGGUGAGUCAGUGUUUCCUCCCUGCUGGAGCCUCGGGAUCCCAUUUUGGUGUGAGAGGCUGCAGAAAGAUGUUCCUGGCAGCUCGCCUGAGCUGUUUGGACAAGAGGAUGCAGUAUUUAUUCAUCUGGAUCUCCUCUGCAUAAUUACAGUGUUAAAACUUGCAUGCAUGAGUAAUGAAAUCAGUUAGGUGUGGUGCAGCUGUUAUGAUAAUGUUGGUGUUUGCAUAUGGUUUGGUCCGUCUGUCCUUGCAGAUGAAGAUAAUGAGAAACUUUCUGAAGGGGAGAUCAAAACAGAGAAAUGAAGAGCUGCGUUUUCACUAUCCUGUCUACUUUUUCCUCAUUCAUGCACCUUUGAAAGCUAGCACAGUUGAAAACUAUCCAAAACAAAUGAAACACACACAGAUACGAACCCCUUAUGAUGAUUCAAACGUGGGAUGAGGCAGAGAUAGUUGCUGGCAGAGGCUUCUCACCAGAAAAACUGCUUUGUUGCGUAGUCGCUUUGGUAUCCCAGUGGGUGAGACCUACAUUUGUGUCAUUCACACUGUUGGAGUAUGUAGUAUUCCUUCACACAGACACUGAGCUCCUAAAACUCUGAUACAAAAGAGAGUGAAGGAAUACAGGGAAGGUGUGUUACAUUCAUUGUAGAGGCCAAAGCAAGCACAACGUGACAGGUGGCACUCAGGACUCAUAGUUCAGUCUUGAUGGGGGAACUAUAAACAUCAUUGAAAUUGAACUCAGACAGUCACUAAGACAACAAUAAUGUCUUUCUUGCCUUCCAUGAUCUUAACAGAAAUCGGCCUCUUGGGUUCGAACCUCAUAAACCUGGAUCUUCUUUUUAGUUUUGUCCAUCCUGACUCUGCUGUGCUCACUUUCACAUUGCUCAGUGGUUUUAUUCUGUGGUUCAGUCUUAGGCCUCUUACUGUGAGCUCUGGACCGCAAACUUCCCUUGUAGGUGCAAAACUCUAACUCUAACCCUGCACAACACAAAAAUGCACUUGUGGAUCUGAGCUUACUGAUCUUUUAAGCCAAGGACAAUGAGUAAGCAGCCGUCAGAAAUCAUCAUAAAUCCAGAUGGAGCAGCUCUAGGUCAUGAAAGUUGAUACUGAGAAAUAAAAAAAUCUCCCUUAAAUAAAACCAAGAUUCGUUAACAAACUGAAAUAAAAGUCUAAGCAUGUGUUUUUAAGCUGUAAUCAUUGAGUUCAUGAACUUUGACCUGACCUUUAGCUUCUACAGAUCGUGACACAGAGCCUAAGCAAGAUUAGAGGAUGAUGUAAGACUAGUAGCAUCACUUACAGACAUAUGUCUUCCUGCUUUACUCUGGAUUUCUGUUUGAGAGUGUAAAUUUACUUUACACUCAGAGAAAAUUCAGCAAACAGUCGGGCUAAUUCACAUCGCCAAGAAGCCUCUCCUGAAUACACUGGAGUCCGUCCAUGUCAUUACAGCUGACGGAGAGAAUUUCUUUAGCUCACCGCCUUUCACAAAGCGCCCAUCAUUAGCAUGUCAUGGCAUCUUGUGAAGUGCAAGGCUGCUGUUAAAAUGACCUCCCUGUGAUGGAUUAUUGUUUACUGUGGCCUUGGAUCCCUGUAACCUCCCUAGACCCAGCACAGGCUUUCAUUUUUUUCAACCUUGGUCACACCUACUGGUCGGUGUGGCCGUGACCUGGCAUAGUCCUAAGUGAUCAAGAGGAAUCUUUUCUUUGGCUUUCCUAGCAACCAAAUAACAUCGAGCAACAAGCUCCGCCGAUUUCUGCAGCGACACUCCAGGAGAGUUUGAAAUAAACUUUCUCACUUUGUAGCUCCAGCACACGAGCCUCCACCUCGUCAUCAUCAUCUUCGACUUCAGAGGACACAUUUUCUGAACUAUUAGACGGCUUAUAAAAGCACUCUCUUCAUCUUCCCUCUUCAGCUCUCCUGAUUUCAUGCAAGCUAGCUUUCUGCCAUAUGACAACAAUGUGCAAUGAAAGGGAGUGAUUGAAGGCUAAUAUUAACCGAACUGAAAUCUGUGUUGAAACUUAAGGAUGUUGUGACGCAUGUCCUGGACUGAACAGAGGGGCGGUUGAUUAGUACUGCCUGAUUUCCCAAAACUGCUAACAUCAGUCCCUGACUUACUGAAUGUUGUUCAGAGAAAUGGAAAAAAACCAUCACGCUUCAACAAUUAUUUCCGGUCACAUGUGUGCUUAAUGUAUUUUAAGGUUGCGUCAAUAAAAUUUAAGAGCAUAUUCAAACAAAGCAGUUUUACUGUUGAUUUUGAAAUGAUAUGAUGAGCUUUUCAUUAUCCUUCCUACUUCUACCAUUUUCUAAUUAUCAAAAUAUAAACUUUUUUGGUUGGAAAUGUUUUGUUUUUAAAGUUUAAGCAGUUGGCAGUUUUAAAAAGACCACCAACUGCCCCAAAUCCAAGUAAAAAUAAAACUUCCUUUUAGGUUCAGUUGGCAGUUUAAAAAAAAAAACCACCAACUGCACCAAAUCCAAGUGAGAAAAACCUCAUUUUUUGAUGGUUUUGCCACAGUGUCAACAGGCAGAGGUGAAGUGUUCCUGGCAUAGCUUUUGCUGUUGACAAUUAUCAACUUUUUGACCAAUCAGAGUAGUGCUGGGCGAUAGGACGAUAGAUAUCGUGGGCACGAUAGAAAAUGUCUAUCGUGCCAUUUUUAUUUUUAUCGUUUCGGGCGAUAGGCUGUAUUUUAUCCAUAGGGCUUGUGCCAUCAGAUGAUUCAUAGUAGCAACAACAAUAAUUACACAUUCAGUAAGUGUAUUUGGUGUCGAACGGGAAAGAAAACAAUAUUUUCUUACGAAGAAAAGGAUGCGUUGACAUAUAGGCUUGCAUUUCUCUUUCGAUUUUGCGACAUGACGCCGCUUUACGUGCCCUCUUUGUGUCCAGCGUCUCCCGCCGUUGCGGGUUACCUGAGUUACACACGUGAGGGGAUCAUUGUAAGCAGUGCUUAAUUUGUGCCGGAGCAAGUCGGAGCCCGAUCCGGGACCUCUUUUGAUCGGAUCCGGGACCUAUUUCAGCCGCUCCGGCACCUGUUUCAUCUGCUCCGGGACCUUCCCUGUAGAGGAUGACAUUUUUCGGGAAUUCCCGUGGGUCACGUGAUUCCCGCGGGACUCCCACGGGAUGGGAGUCAUUUUUUAAUUAAUCCCUUGAUCGGGACGGGACGGGAAAAAAGCAACGGGAGUGGGCAGGAGCGGGAACAACAUUAAAAGAUGAUCAUUUUCGGCGGUGUUUAACAACCAGAUGAACAGGUGCGUCCAUUUUUGUAGUCAUCUCCCAGUGAGAGCCAACACUCUUGACCGCGCUAGCAACACAAAAGAACUACAACGGUGGUUUGACUUCCUGUCAGCUGGGAGCGCGGCUGCGCAUUUCUACCCUUCAAGCCAGCAGCGAGGAAACGUAAUUUUGUGACAUUCUGUAGUUUUUCAAUCAUUUCUGGAGUCGUGGCGAAUCAAAUCACCUUACCGGUCUGCCCCUGAUAGGCGAAUAAAGCGCUCGGAUUCAUGCUCGGGUCUUGCUACGUGCUUCAAGAGUAAAGUAAACAAUGAUGGAGGCAGAGAGCAGCUUUGGAGGAGAAACAUCUAGCAGUGUGAACAACCUCUUCAAAAGAGCCCUAAAGACCUACCUUUUUAACAAAGCCUUUGGUUAGUUUUCCUCUAUGCUUUAUGCUUUUACUACCUUGCCUCUUACUUUGCAACUCUAUAUUUUUUAUUUUUUUAAAUUCUUUUUUAUGCCAAUCUGUGACUGUCAUUCUAUUGCUUUUUUUUAUUGUUGCUGCUCUUUUUUUACUGUGUACUGUAGCACUUUACAUUUACAAAAAAUCUCAAAUUGCAUUACAAAUUAAAUUUAUUAUUAUUAUUAUUACUAUUAUUAUUAUUAUUAUGGAGUGCUUUGGCUCACACUAUCGGCGUUUUCUGUGAGUGUUGCAUAACUUUGGGUGAGCACAGACAUGAACGCACUUCAGCCACGUAUUUAUUUAUUCAUUUUUCUAGUUUUAAGUGCUGGUCUUGUACUGGUACUGUACUAGUGCAGCUGUAUACACUUACAUUUUUCAUAGAACUGAAAGCAUACCAUAGCUAUAUCGUGAUAUAUAUCGUUAUCGUGAUAUAAAAUGAUCCAUAUCGUGAUAUACAUUUUUUUCCAUAUCGCCCAGCACUAAAUCAGAGUUAAGUAUUUAGCACAGCUAGACGUUCGGUGUCAGAGGAGAUGAUCGGCCUUUAUUUUUAAAUAAUUACAGUCCUAGCAUCUUUACUGGCAGCAUUUUCUGUGAAAUCUGAACCAAUAAAUUCACAAUGGCUUCUUUUAGUCAAAAUACCAAGUAAAAUAUUUGUAGCACUCUGGAAGUGAACGGGACCACACACUAACUAUUUUUGUAAACAAGUAAAAGUAAACAGGCUACUAGCGCUACAUAACAGGUGAAAAACUUGGCCAAAUACUGAGCUGUGUUUAAAGACGGCUGUAACUUUACCGGCCGUCUGAGUUCUCCAAUGUUAUUAAUGUGCUUUUAAUGACUCAGCCUGUUUAUUUAGGCCCUGCUCAUGUUUGCUAAAUGUGCUUAACUCUCCAUUUAAGUAGCUUCAAGACAUCAAAUAGACAUUAAACUUUCAGAUAAAAAUUGAUCCACUGUCACAAAAUCAUACUGCCAUCCUCUUAUUUUUUUGUUCUGUCUUCUCACCUCACUCCUCACCUUCACAGUGUCAAGCAGUUCUGCAAAGUCACUCUUGUUCCCCAAACAUCUUUAUGGGCUCAUUUAUUACACUGCCAACCUCAUGAAUUAUAUCCCAGUCCUCAGUUUGGGCUCAAGCUGUCCUUGCCUUCCCUGGGUGAUAACAGAUUGUGAAUAUAAAACUGUUAAUGAUAGUACGUACGGGUCUGUUUUGUCACAGUUCGUCACAUUAUUGUGUCCUUGAAUAGACGAAUUAACGCUGCUAAACUGGAGCAAUCAAUUAAGCAUAAUUAAAAUACUUGCAGUGACAAAACUGUAUUGAUUCACAGAACAAAAGGAUCAAUUAGACAAACAAUCAGGGAUUCUGAAAGAGCUGAAACAGCUGCAGAGUCUCGGCCUCCCAAAAUAAAUGACUGUACUUAUCAGGAAUUACAAGAAUAAACUAAGACAGGGAUCCCGGAUGUGUUUAUUGUAAUGCAGCUGAAAGAGGAACACAGUGGUUUCUUAUCUGCUUUGAUUUCGCUCUUGCUUUCAGUUUUUACUGCAGUCUCUGGAAAUUCUGCUCAUUCAGUCUUUUUCACUUCUCAAACCGUGUCCUCAAGUACGCUCCGACAAGCCAGACUCGUAGAUCAACCCUCUGCUCUUCCCUCUGUGAUUAGACCUCGAGAGUGUUUCAGACUCCAGCCUCUCACUGCAGAGGUGUCCUGAUGCAUUUGGUAAACACUGCACAGCAGGUAAAUACCACCGCUGUCAUUACCACCUCAGGCCCCCUCCCAGAACACACACAUGCACACACACACACACACACACAAACACACACAUGGUUGUUGGCCAUGCCGACGCAGCAGUUUUACAGCGCUGACAAUACACAAGAGGGCUAUUAGGAAUAUGCGCCGUCCUGCAAGUUCCCUUAAAAGGCCAGUUAUCUGCCACUUCUCCUCCUAUGGGACUGAUGGUCUGAGGAUGGAGGCUGCUUUGCAUCUGCUGCCCUCCUCUCUGACCUACAUCUCUGUGAGAUAGAACCAGCAGAUAUGAGAGGAGAGAAGAGAUAACUCUAAUCCCAUGACUGUGUGCUGGAUCACCACGUUUUCAGACGUCAGCGCUAUCAAAUGAACAGAUUGCCACGAAACAGGAGGGAGUGCUUGUCAGUCUUCUAUUUCAGUGUCACUUUAAUAGCUAUUUACAUGGUUGUCAUCUCCACAUGUGGCUCUUCUUGAGCAGGGAGAGAUUUGCAUUUCCCCUGCUAUGAAAAGAAAAUGACAGCAAGCUUAGAAAUGUAGAACAGGAAACACAGCGAGUUCUCAAAACAAGCCUCAUUUUUGGAUCAGCUGUCUUUUCUUCUAUCUGACUUUUAAUUUAAGAAUAAGAAGCAGGGCUGGGCAAUAAAACUAUUAUGAUAUAUAUCAAAAAUUAAUUUCCCUCGAUAUAUAUAUAUGAAACAUGGUCAAUAUGCUUUUCGAUAGCUGGCAUUCUGACAUGUUUUGGUAGAUGAAAAGAGGGGAGUUGUUCCGAGUCCGCGCCACGCUAAACCAAUCAUGUGCUGAAUUAAAACCAAGUAGCAAACAACUGUGUAGUAGCAGGCUGCAGCUACACGCAACCAUAGCAGAAAUGCAGAUGAGGGCUCAACAGAUGAUGACAUCGUCGACAGGAUUGGCACAAAAACGUCAGUGGUGUGGAGGUAUUUUGUUUUUUUGAGGUCAGACAUGAAGCAGAGUAACCCCCAAUUUCCACCGUAUCCGGAACGGCAGUGAUUUUCGCCGUCCGCCUAUUCCUACUGGAUCCAUUGGUGAGGCGCAUGUCAUGGCAGAUUGCAGACAGCAGGAAUCGUGUUAACUCGCAAGAACCCUCGGAUUCACGUGCAAUCGCGCGAUAACGGGUUGUCUCUUAGCCACAUAGGCUAACCAUAAAAGCAGUAAAUUGUGUCCUUCCAGAGGAGGAAAUCUACUUCUAGACUUCUAAAAGCAGCAUCUUCUCAUCCAUGGUGUCAUCAGGGUGAUAUGUUGUCCAAAAAACUCACCUGUUCGUUUCCGCCUGUUUGCAUAGUGUGAAAUACCAUCCGCCUGAAACACGUUUUAUUCUGAAAGAAGCCAGAUGUUUUAUUUUGUGUCUGUGCCUGACUUCCUUUCCUGCGUGGUUAAUCUUUGCUGAAUUUCUCCUGCAUGCUGCAGUAUCUGGAAAAAUAGAACUCCUGCGAUCAGCUGUGGAGUCCGGCGAUCCGCAGCAGAACAAAAAGAAGCUGGUGGAAAUUGACACAUUAACUUGAAUGGUUACAAUCAGCCAUGAUCGGCGGAUACGGCCUUUUUGUAGCCGUUCCGGAUGAAGUGGAAAUUGGGGGUAAUGUGCACUGCAAAUUAUGACGAGUACAUCUUCUUACAAAGUCAGGAAAGCGUAACAAGGAACAUUUAAGAUUGAUAAGUGAUUCUUUUAUAUGGUAAUAUAUAUUAAUAACAACAGAUAUGAAAAAAAUAUACUGUGAUAAACUUUUUCCCAUAUCGCCCAGUCCUAAUAAGAAGUAUAAGAGGUGUUCCUCCACAUCUGUUCACUGUCUUACCGCCCUGCCUCUUUGUUUUCUCUUUGUGUACUUUCAGCCUCACGAGUUCGACGAGUGCCGUCUGGACAUCAGCGUCAACGACAGCGUGUGGUACCUGCGAGCACAAGACCCGGAGCACAGACACCAGUGGAUCGACGCCAUCGAGCUCCACAGGGUAAGUUGUUCACACUUUAUCAUUCAUCGCCUUUGACACACUUUGACUAAAUAAUCUAAUCCAAGGUUGGAAUUUGUGAAUGUGUGUGUUUCUAUCAGAGUAUCAGAGAGGGGAGGCAGGAGAAGGGAGGAGUCCAGGGAACAAUAAUCAUCCCUCCACCACUGGUGCGUUUGUAGGACAGUAGGUCUGACUGAGUGCUCGCUUGUGGUUAGAAUAGCUCACUGUUGUUCCACGUGUGUGUGUGUGUGUGUGUUUUUGUUCAAAUUAGCAUCUGUGUUUGUUAAGCUCAUGCAGACUUUUUGCUGCGCUCAUAUUAUCAGGGAUGCAUGGCUUUUGAGCUGUGCUUUAAUAAUAAACGCUGGGAGGUCUUGAAUGAUAUUGCUUUGUUAAAACCGCCUUAGCCAAAGCCAAAGGUUGUCUGAAAGCUGCUCCUGUGCUUCUGUUAGAGCUCCUGUUCAUUGAUUCCUGCAGGAAAUCCUGAAACGCUGAGGUCAAACCGCCCUGCUGUUGAGUCAGUCAGCCCUGAACUGUAGUCAUUGCAUUGUUAUCAGCUUGAAACGCAGCACAAUGUAACUGUACACACACUGCAACAAAAUGUGCUUUUAAAGUCCUGUGCUAAAGGACUCGUGGUGCUGAGAGAGUCAAAGUAGCUCCCAUUGUUUCCAGCCCAUGUCAAGGACAGAGGAAGCAGGUUCAAGCCCUACUGUGUACCUCAGAGCACAAAACAACAGAAGAAGACGUGGUGUGUUCACAGUCACAUACGCACAGAGAGGAGUUUAUGUUCUGUCAUCUGGCUUUCCAAAUUCGUUUCUGAUCGUUUUAGCUACAGAGGAAAAUAAAGUGAUUACUCAGCAUCCACAAAGAAGAUUCCAGUGUUUAAAAGUCUGUCUUUAAUGCAGAUUUAAUCCAUCUUUGAGGCGUACUUGUGUUUAUAGACGAGAGGAAAUCAGCCGCCACACCUUCAGCCUGUGUGAGGAAACACAAACACGCUCACUCGUGGUCCUUAACUUUGGGAAAACCCCCUAAACCCCUCCUCUCUGCGCCUCACUCACUCAUUCCAGCACAAGAGAGGCACCGUGACUCAUACUCAGACUCUCGCACACACUAACACACACAAUCCCACCCACAAUGAGUCACCACCAAAAACUCUCCUCCUUCUUCGAAGCCCCGUCUUUCUCCCUCUGCAAACCCGCAUUACUCACAGCAGCAGCAGCUGAACGUCUCCAAGGAAACACAACACACCACAGCCGACACGUUAGCGUCUCAUAAUCGAAGACAUCUUCACACAAAAACAAAAGUGGUUUCUAGGUGACUAUCUGUAAUAACAACACAAGCUGUGUCAUUUUGUGUAUUUUCAGUGAGCACUCACAGCCAUGUGGCGUCAAUCUUUAUCAUGUAGGAUCAACUUUUUGACUGUUUUUACUUUCUAUUACUGAAAAUUUCAUAGUGAUGGACCUGAUUGACAAGGGAAAAAAUCUGAUUUAAAUGUUUACUUUAUUAUUUUCAUGAUGGAAAAAUACAAAGAAAUGUUUGGGAGAAAACAGAUUGGGACAAAAAACUAUUUUCAUGCUUUCUCUUAAUCAAAAUAAUUGCAAAAAUAAAACCGUAAGAGAAUUAGCAUGAAUUUCUCCCCUAUUAUCCCCUUUUCCUGUUAUGAAAUUUUCUUUUUUCUGAUCGUGUAUUUUAGGGGUGGGAGAAAAAAUUGAUUCACAUAAGUAUCCCAAUUUUUUGUUUUACAGUUUUUAAAUCCAUUUUUUUUUCAAAUGUAAGAAUAAAUCUUAAAAACUGACUCACAUUUAACGUUUAAUUUUUGGGCAAAUAUGGUUCCUGGAAUAGUCAGUAGACAAUCAUAAUCAUUCAGCUGUUUCAUAGGUGUUACAAAUGCAGACUACAAAUCGAGAAAAUCGACAAUAUCGUAGAAACGCAAUUUAAAUCGAAUUGGCAUCCAAAAAAUCGUAGAGGAAUUGAAUCGGGAGAAAAGCAUAUCUUCCCAGCCCUAAUGUAUUUACAUUUGCGACAAAAUAAGACUCUUAGAAAACAUUCACCUGCCCGUCACCUGCUGAAACGUUUAUUCCUGCAGUUAUUGAGAAACAAGAAACUGAAGCUGUUUUCAGACGUGCACUCAGGAAUAUCUCCAGAACAUUUUAGGAGCUCUAUCCUGAGCUCACACCCCCUCUGCCUGCCUGCUCCCCCUCAUCACUUACUGUGUCCUUAUGAGCUCUUCACCUUAAACCUCACCCUGAGAUGAUGAUACUAAGAGGCUAGCAGGAGAUAUUCUGGGUGACGUCAGGGUUCAAAACUUGUUUGUGUCUGCACAUGCUCAGCUCACCCACGGGGUAAUUUCAGGGAGUUUUCAGGAACCUCUGCAUGUCUGAAUGGAGUUUUUUUUUUAAACUGGUUUUCACAUUAAUUUAUGUUGUUUGGAACCUUUCUGUCAUUAAGGAAAUAAGUUAAAUGUGUAUGUCUUAUUCUCCUCAGUCAUUUAAUGAUUUCUAAAUCACCUCACACAUAAACACACAGCAUCUACCAACUGUCAUUAUGUCAAGAGGAGGAAUUCCUGCAGCUGCUUUUACUCCUCUUUUAUUUAUUUAAUUUUUUCAAUCAGUCAUCAAAAGCUCAUCUUGUUUGCAUGGAUGAGUUUCCUGCUAUCAGACAGAUGAAGCAGCCUCCACGCAGACACUGAGAUAGACCUACCUAUCUGCACUGAUGAAGUCACUGGGGUAGCAGCAGUAUGUUGGCUAAAGGGCAGGCAGCAGCAGUGACUCAAAUCCAUGUGAACGCAGGCGGAGUUACUUUUGGUCGUUGACCGACAGUUACCCCAGGCGGUUGCUAAUGCGAGUCACGUGCGUGUUCAUCUCCUGCCCUCUGGUGGUGGGAAAAGAAAGUGCCUUUUAAAGGGAACACCAGGGCUUUCUCUGUGUUGUUGAACCUUUUCCUCUCUGCUGUCCCUGCUGUCCCUCUAUUUUGAGGACCGGCCUGUUAUGUAAAACAAAAGGGGAAGCAGUUAGGGUUAGAGGAAGUCAGCUGAUGUUUCAGUUGUGUUGCCAAGGUGAUUGAGUCCACGUCAGAGUGUGGCCUGCGGUAAUGUUUCAUGACAGCACCUAGAGGGUUUAUAGGAGGGCUGCUUUUGUAAUGAUGUUUCUUAAAGCCAAAGGUGACAUUUUAUGUACAACUGUUGAGUUUUUUUGAACAUAACAGCUGAUUAAAACAGAAAUGAUUCACAUUUAAGAAGCUGGGAUGAGAGGAUCUAGAGGUUUAGAUAUAAAAUAAGAACAUUUGUUAGUGUCUAAAUGAAUAUUUCCAGGUGGAUCCGUGUGGAAUUCAGAGGCCGUAUAGAUUGUGCAACACACAGAUGUGUUUGCCAGGUGAGAACAUUUGGAUCCGAUAGAGCAGAGAUUAGGAGGGUCAGUUUUAGUGAAGGAUUAUUAGGAGCUGAACUUUGGUGUCAGCAGGUUUGUUUUGUAAGCUGCUGCUGCUUCUCCAAACACACUCAUGUUAUUUUUCUCAUGCUAAAAAGUCACUGAUCAAUAUUCUUUAGUGAAGCUGCUGUCUACUAAACUGACUCACAUGUCACUUUGUCUGUUUUCCCUGAUCACAGGCCGAUUCUGGAUAUGGCUCAGAGUCCAGUCUGCGGAGACACGGCUCCAUGUUGUCUCUCACCUCGGCCACCAGCGGCUACUCUGCCACCUCCACGUCCUCCUUCAGGGUAAAUGUUUGCUCAGGCUGGGUUUUUAUUUUCCUUUAUUUGUUGGCACACAUGAGUUAUUUCUGGGAUGGUUGUAAAUAUGAACAACGCUCUGACCACUCUGUUUCAUUGUGAUUUUUGAAGAAGGGCCACAGCCUGAGGGAGAAGCUGGCAGAGAUGGAGACAUUCAGAGACAUCCUGUGCAGGCAGGUGGACACUCUGCAGAAGUACUUUGACGGCUGCGCAGACGCCGUGUCCAAGGAUGAGCUGCAGAGGGAUAAAGGUAGAAGACAUUUUAACUCUGUUAACCAGAUUCAGGCCAUGUAUAGUUUAGUUUAGACUAACAACCAGGGACUAUACAGGGUCUAGUUUACAGCCCAGCAAAUGCUAAUCAGAUUGAUGCAAGAAAAGGACUUCACAAUAAACUUCAGUUUAUAGAAACAGGUUUUUAUUUCAAUAUGCAGCUUCAUCUCUACUGUCACAUAGCUGUUGUACGAGUACAUCUGUUGGUUUCUGGGAACUUAAAAAGAGCAGAAAUCACAAAAAAAUCUCUCAGGAAUCUGUAGCUUAAAAUUUGUCGAUAAUGAAAACAUGUAGUGAGAAAAACCGUGCUCUUGGAUUCUUGUAGGGAGUGUUUGUGUGUGUUGUGACUCAGACAGCAGUUAUUCUACCACCCUCACCCUAACCCUCAGCGGCCCGUCUUGGCCGGCUGAACAUUUGCUCAUGGCAGCCAGUGCUCUGUGUGCUCCUGUGGAUGACCACAGCGAAUGAAGCCCUGCUUUUGUUCUCCUCACCUCCCUCUUUCUCUCCCUCCUCCCUCUCACCCUCCUUUCCUCUCUCACCCUCUGUCCAUUCUGAAGAUGAAACCAGACCAUUGUCAUGUUGUCCAGCACAGCAGAGUUCUGUCAGUCUGAUGGUCUGCUGUGCUGGAGUUUGAGUUGUGAAUGGGACACAAGGCGCUGCCCGGCAUCGGAGCUAGACUGGACUUUCAGCAGGGCCUUAAAGGACAUCUGCCUGUAAAUGUCUCCUCUCUGAAACCGUCUUCUUCUGUUUACAGUGGUGGAGGAUGAUGAAGACGACUUUCCCAACACUCGGACGGAUGGAGAGUUUCUGCACAACAACAACAACAACAACGGCAGCAAAGAGAAACGUGAGUGAGGCAGAACUCUUCAGAAAACUUGGUGUUUCUCUUUUGUCAAUACAAACAUCUAUGUCUGAGAUAGAGAACUGUUCACCCUACACUAAAAUACCGUAACACUCACCGAGAUGUCACUGACGAGUCUGAUGAAUACGAAUUUGUUGUGUUUGUUUAACUCCGUUUUUUCUUCUGUUCAGUGUUCCAGUCCUUGAGUCACAAGGGAAUCAAUGGCAUAGAUUUCAAGGGUGAGGCCAUCACAUUCAAGGCCACCACAGCCGGGAUCCUGGCCACUCUGUCCCACUGUAUCGACCUCAUGGUGAAGAGGGAGGACAGCUGGCAGAGGAGACUGGAUAAGGUGAGAAACAUCUGGAUUUAAUCAACCAGAGAGAGAAAGUUAUUGUCAGUGUACAUACUUGACAAAUUCCUCUGCACAAUCACAUUUGUUUUGACGCCUCUGGACGUCUGUGUGUGUAGGAGAUGGAGAAGAGGAGGAGAAUAGAGGAGAGCUAUAAAUCAGCGCUGAAUGAGCUGAAAAAGAAGUCUCAUUUUGGAGGCCCAGACUACGAGGUGAGAGUCUUGAAAUUCAGUUAUGAAGCUGCUCGAUAUUUCAGUUGUGUGUGCAUUUUAAAGCAAAGCUCUGUUUCUGCACUCUCAUCACAGGAGGGUCCAAACAGCCUCAUCAAUGAAGACGAGUUUUUUGAUGCGGUCGAAGCUGCUUUAGACAGACAAGACAAAAUAGAGGAACAGGUAAGAACAUGAACAGAACUCAAAGACCUGGUUUGGAGGUAAAAGUUUGUCAAACAUUUCUCUGGAUCUGUUUUCUGUCUUUGUGUUCAGUCUCAAACAGAGAAGACCAGGAUACAGAGAUCCAGCCCCGUCCCUCCUUCAGACAUUUACUCCAGCUCCGGCUCGCACAGAUUCUCCGACAAGGUUCGAUUUCAAACAGCUUUCAGUACUCCAGCCGCUCCACCUCCAUCCCUUCCACUUCCAUUUUUUCCUCAUUUUCACAUCCUGUUAUUUUAACUAUGUCUGUUUCUCACCUUCAUCCCUCCAUUGUCAUCCUCCCUGUAGCCUCAUAGUCAGUCCCACCCCGCUCUGAUAGUCAGCGCUCUUCCUCCUCCUCCUCAUCCUGUCCACAGAUACAGCAGAGAGGUAAUCCUCAGUCCUCUUGGCCCUGAAAUCAUCAGAAUCAGGAUCAAUGUGUGUUCACCUUAACACCACGUCUGCAUGGCUGCUGAACCCGCAGUAACAAAAGCUGAAUUAAGGAAGCUCUGAGAGAGACUGAAACUUACCUCAGCAGCAUGAAGCAUGAGUUUGAAACCUUGGUGGCUUUUUUAUGCAUAUUUUGGGGUCUUAAUCACCUUAAUGGACAAACAGAUCAGCCGUUAGCUAGCAUGUUUUUUAGUCUUCAAACGUUCACAGUCAUGGAUCCAAAAAGUGGGCGGUCUCCAAGCUUUCCUUGGAAUUACAGGUGUCUAUAUAACCACUGAACACUUCUCAGUGCCCAUCAACUAGUAUUUGUUCUUUACAUGUUCAAAUCUUAAAGCCAAAUCUGUGAGUGGCAAAAAGAGAGACCCUGAAAUAUGUCAAAGUGGACCAAAGUUUGAAAACACUUGAAUUCCUUGUGUCUGUGUCUGUGUACCAGGUACCAGAGUGAAGUACUUCAGUCAAAGUUAACACACUUUUCUAAUGUCACUGUGGUCACCUGCAUGUCUCUGAUUUAAAAGGAUAUUUUGGUGUAAAAUUAAUUUAGGGUCAAACACACUGUAACACCGAGUUAUACCAACUUCCAUAGUGAUACCAACUUUAGUAACGACCGCAGGAUAGCAAUACACAGCGGUCUGAGGAGCUAUAAACAAACCUCAACCAAAACGCCACUCUAUAGCCACAAAUAAUGCUCAGAACAGCACCUAACUUCAUCAACAGUACAUAUAGGGUCCCAGCCAUAGUACUAGCCACCAAACAUCUUUUUAACUUUGCCUGAUUUCUUUAGCAAAGAGACUAAACACAACUCACCUACUCUCUUCCAGCAGUCGCUUGUUUGUAGGGAGACCUUGGGACAGUCCAUUACGGACUACAGUGGGGUGUAGCAGCUCAAGGAAGAAACAUUUAUAAUCAUUUCUUCAUGGAAAUGCAAUCAAACUGAGACACUGAGGCAGAAGAACUACCGCCUCUGCAGUGCAAAAUGAUUAUUAUGGUGAUUAUUACUUCAAGAAAAUUAUAAAGUAAUGAUGAAAAAAGUUCUUCCUUGAGCUGCGUCACCCCGCUGUAGUCUGUAAUGGACUGGCCUGAGGUCUCGCUACAAACAAGCGGCUGCUGGAAGAGAGUAGGUGAGUUGUGUUUAGUCUCUUUGCUAAAGAAAUCAGGCAAAGUUACAAAGAUGUUUGGUGGCUAGUACUAUGGCUGGGACCCUAUAUGUACUGUUGAUGAAGUUAGGUGCUGUUCUGAGCAUUAUUUGUGGCUAUAGAGUGGCGUUUUGGUUGAGGUUUGUUUAUAGCUCCUCAGACCGCUGUGUAUUGCUAUCCUGCGGUCGUUACUAAAGUUGGUAUAAUUAGAGAAGCAAGCGGUCGGCAACAUUCAUCUCUCAAGGAGGUGUCUAACUGGGUGUUACGGUGUGUUUGACCCUAAAUUAAUUUUAAUAUCCCUUUAAUGUCACUGUGUUCGCAUCAAAGAGGGGACAGUUUAACUGUUCAGGGACAUCAUGUACAAAAAAAACAUGGAGGCAGGUGCUUGAGUGAGACUGACAGCUGCUGAGUGAGGAAGUGAAAUCCUCUGUGUUUCUAAAACAGGAAUAAAUGUUGUGAUUGAAUUUAGCACAUUUACACCGCGCUGAGCUGAUAUAUGAGCGCCAUCCUUAUUGAUUAUUUCCUCUCUCGCUCUGUUUCUUGUGUUCACAGGUGGAGGAGAUGGUGCAGAAUCACAUGACCUACUCUCUGCAGGACGUGGGCGGAGACGCCAACUGGCAGCUGGUGGUAGAAGAGGGAGAAAUGAAGGUGUGAAUAUUUCUGUCACUUAGAGGAGCAAACUUAGAUCUGACGUGUGAAUUAUGAGACUUUUUUUUUUCUCUGCCUGCAAGUAAAUCAAUCAAACUGUCAAAUGGUUAAAGUCAGUUUUUCUUUGCAGGUGUACAGGAGAGAGGUGGAGGAAAACGGGAUCGUUCUGGAUCCUCUGAAGGCCACUCACUCAGUGAAGGGGGUCACAGGUCACGAGGUGUGCCACUACUUCUGGGACACGGCUUAUCGCAACGACUGGGAGAGUAAGUCAAUCAAAAGAACCCGUGUAAAUAAUGAUAACCUGUAUUCAUCAAUUUUAAUAUUUCAAUGUGCUCCUGUUUUUUCUGCUUCUUAUAGCAACAAUCGAAAACUUCAACGUUGUGGAGUCAUUGUCAGAAAACGCUGUGGUCGUUUAUCAAACUCACAAGGUAAACGGAUCGUCUGUGAAGUCCUGAAUGUUUCACACAUGAUGGUUUUCAGAAUUGUUGGAUCUAGAAUGACGUGUUUAAACGUGUUUCAGCGAGUGUGGCCGGCCUCUCAGAGAGACGUACUGUACCUGUCAGCCAUGAGGAAGAUCCUGGCCAACAAUGAGAACGACCCAGACACCUGGCUGGUCUGUAACUUCUCCGUGGACCACGACGACGCUCAGGUGAGCGGUUAGGCCCGUAAGCGUUCAGACGUUGCUUCUCUUCUCUCUGCUUCUCCCUCUUGACUCUCUGUCCUGUCGUCCUGCAGCCAUCCAGCAGGUGUGUCCGUGCCAAAAUCAACAUCGCAAUGAUCUGUCAGACCCUGGUCAGCCCACCAGAGGGAGACAAAGAGAUCAGCAGAGAUAACAUCACCUGUAAGAUCACCUACGUCGCCAAUGGUGAGUGUCCAGGUGUUAGAUACUUAGGCUCAAUCUCAAACAGUCCCCUCCACACUCACCCUUCACUACUGAGUGUCACUCAUAAUGAAGUUACACUUGCAGCCGUAGAGUGCGCCUCAGCUGAAAUCAGAGUAAGACAGGUAUGGGACGCCAUCCUCACACCACAGAAAAAGAAAGAUUCAUCGCCAUAGCAACAUAAAGACGCAUCCUGUGCAUGGCAGCGUUUCUUUCUUAAGUAAAUGGGCAACAUGUACAGUUCUUAGCCGCCUCGUUUUUUCAUUGUCUCACUGAAAUCAUAAAUCCAGCAACCAUGACAGUGACAGGAGCUACAUUGUACUUCUGAUUGUUAGUGAUUCUCCACGUCUUUGAAAUCAAACGUCAGCACAGAGUAAGAUUUCUGAGUUUCAUUUGAUCUUUCCAAACUACGUCUUUUGUUUUUUUCUGUCAGUCAGACAAAAGUGGACACAUACGAAACUUAGAUUUGUUUGCUUCUUUGCUCCUUCUCUAUUUUUGCUGGCGCACUACCAGCAAAUCCUGCCAUAAGUGUGCACCGCUGCAGGCUCGCUAUUUCAGGGCUGAAUGGUCCACUCGCCCUCCGCACACUGUGGUGUAGAGCGAGUGUGUAGGGGUCGGUUUGGGAGUGGGCCUUAUUCUGCCUCUACACUCAGAUCUUCCUCCUCAGUUUACGUCUCCUGUUUUUGUUUGUGUGCAGUGAAUCCUGGAGGCUGGGCUCCGGCCUCUGUGCUCCGGGCUGUGGCGAAGAGAGAGUACCCCAAGUUCCUCAAACGGUUUACCUCCUACGUCCAGGAAAAGACUGCCGGGAAACCGAUCUUAUUUUGAGGCCUCCAGCUCAGGUGAGUCUCCUUAAAGCUGCAGCAUCUUUUUCAAAAACAAACAUCAACUGUUUCUCUGAUUCUCUGUAAUUUUCUUACAAAAUAACAAACAUUUUCUUUCUUUGCAGUCAUGAGACACGAGGACUGAUCUGCACAAGGAGCGGCUAAUCAAUCGGACUCCUCGUCAGCUGCUGUGACAGGAUGAGACGCUCCAGCAAAUCCAUUUCUCUCCCUCCAGAUUCAUAGUUGUGUUAUUUCCAGUAGGAGAGGGUGGCGCCCUCUGGUGGUGGCUUUGAAACAUUUCUCACCUGAUCUGGUGAUCAUUUCAGCAUUUGUCCCCCUGAUUUCAAACAGUCCAACACUUAAUCGUGGAGUUUAAAACAUGACGAGCGUCUCUUCUCCCAGCCGCUCCUGAACGCCUCAGUCGACGCCAUAUUUCCCGCUCAUCCAGAGGCUUCGGCCGACACCUGGGAUCGUAUCUCUUUCUUACAGAUAUAUUAAUAUAUAAAUGUACCUAUGUUGGAUAAGAGGUUUGUACAAUAGAAACAGAUCUUUGCUAAUAGACUCAAACAUUUUAAAUUUUCAUUCAGAGCUCCUAUUUUCUAGAUUCUUCUCUCUUCUUUUUCCAUGUGCAGUAAUCUCACAGCUGCUAACUUUUGCUAGCGAACCCGUCGGUGAUUGACUUGAAUUAUCUCACUCGUACUGAGUCCAGAGGGCUGUCAUUGACCUAUGACCCCAAUGAUGUAAGACUUGACCUUUCUGACUGCGUCCCUCUCAUGAAAACACCCCCCCAACGGACGGGUGCCGAUGGAGGGACGAGUCCAGACGAGUAUCAUGUACAUUGUGUUCCUUUGCUUUGUGUUUUUGAAUGUUCUCGGUAGUGUCGCUAACAUUUCUCUGAAGGUCUUUUUGUGACUGAGUGGAGCCCAAAUGCCUUAGAGUAAGAGAAUAGAGUUAAACGAGAGGCUGCUGGAAGAGAGCACCAAGAAAUCACUAGUGAAGUGCCUCAUAGCGAAUCCCCUCAUUCUCUCAUUUCUCUCAAUUUAACUGAUCACUGAAUGGAUGAACCUGCUGAUCCUGGAAGAGCGACUUUUUAUUUCAACCUUGGCCCCAUUUUUUCAACAAAUUUAUCACAGGUAUCAAAAUCAAGCUGCAAGGUUUAGAAUCUCAAACUAUCCUCUAGGAUGUUUAAAGAUGUUGAAAAUUCCAGUUUAAUUCAGUUUAAGAGUCGCUGCUUCUUACUUUAUCGUGUGCCUGGUGUUUGUCCCUUGUGCUGUGAACCAGCAGCAGAAAUUCUGACUCCACUCUUGAUGCACAAAAUUCAGUCUUAAAGAAAUGCAGGGCAGUUAACUCCAGAGAUCAUCAAACUCUGGACUUCACAGCUCUGCAUUUGUCUUUGGUCUCCAUUGAAUCAUUUCCACCUUUGAACAGCACAAAAUGUAUUUUCCUGCGUCGUGUGAGUGAUGAGUUGUAGUUUUUUUCGCUCUGAUUUUGAAGCUUUUAGCCGAUCUGCGUGGACGAGAGUGAAGCCAGAUGAUGCUCAGUGUCUCUCUGAGUGGACAGAAGCUCUUUCCUCAUGAAGCAUUUCAACAUUUCUAGCUAAAGUCGUUCCAAAUGAAUGUAAUUAGAACUAGUUUUGUAAAUAAUCUGUUCAUACUAACGCUGUGGGAUCAACUUACAACACGUACUGUGACGACGUCCACUUCUGCCCUGUUUGAAAAGUGAAAUAAAGAAGUUCAUCCUACACGA